This is a messenger RNA of Amphibalanus amphitrite, 3444 nucleotides long. RefSeq names its product protein O-mannosyl-transferase Tmtc3-like. The record is from RefSeq and is a predicted model, not a curated record. Gene Ontology annotation, molecular function: protein binding; mannosyltransferase activity. The coding region runs from base 273 to 2855 and encodes 860 amino acids. Lineage: Eukaryota; Metazoa; Arthropoda; Thecostraca; Balanomorpha; Balanidae. Gene Ontology annotation, biological process: protein O-linked glycosylation via mannose. The transcript has 17 exons. Gene Ontology annotation, cellular component: endoplasmic reticulum.
AGCAUUCGUGGCGAUGUUUACAUAUUGAGGCAAUAUGGCUAUUUUUCAAUUCAAUGACCGUGUGCGGCUGCGGCGGUUUGGUGUUUCUGCCCAGUUUCUGCCUUCCUUUGCAUUGAUUUAUUGAUGUGCCUACUCAGUUGUAGGUCCAAGCUUAUGUCAGUUUCAAACAAUUUCAUGCUGAGUGCAUAGACUGGAGCUGACCUGCUGAGAGCUGCAGCCAUCAAGACAGAGUGUUUUCAUUGGAUCUGCUAAUUUGAACCACCUACCUCAUCAUGUCAGCUCAAGGUCGGACCGUGUGGCGGAGGGGCCUGGUGCGAUCACUGCGCUCCUGUCUGCGGCGAAACGCCAUGCUGCGCCGCUGGGUAUACUACGGCUGCCUGACAGCGGCAGUCGCCCUCUGCUACUAUAACGCACUGCAGUGCGACUUCGUGUUCGAUGAUGUCAGCGCGGUCAAAGACAACCGAGACUUACGACCACACACACCCCUCUCCAACUUGCUCUACAACGACUUCUGGGGCACACCAAUGGAGAAGGAGCAGUCCCACAAGUCGUACCGGCCGCUCUGCGUCUUGACGUUCCGCUGGAACUAUCUGCUGCACCAGCUGAGGCCAAUGGGUUACCACUUGGUCAAUGUGGCGCUGCACGCCCUCGUUUGUGCCCUAUUCUUCAGGAUGUGCGUCAUGUUCGUCUCUGAGCUGACCAGCUUCCUCGCGGCGCUGCUGUUCGCCGUCCACCCGAUUCACACUGAGGCGGUGACCGGUGUGGUGGGUCGCGCCGAGCUGCUGUCUUCUGUCUUCUUUCUGGCUGCCUUCAUGGCCUAUGCUCGGGCUGCCUCCGCACGACAAACGACAGACUGGCGCUGGCUGGGGACGACAGUGCUGUGUAUCACAGCAGCCAUGUUGUGCAAGGAGCAGGGCAUCACAGUGGUCGGCGUCUGCGGCGUCUACGAAGUCUUCGUUGUCAGAAAGCUGCGCCUGAAUUCUCUCCGGGCCGCUGUGGCCGGACUGAGCAGGGCCGGUAAGGCUCAGCCGCCGGACUGGCUGGGUGCCACCGUCGGCCGGCUGGCUACACUCGCCGUGGCCACCCUGUGUCUGCUCAUCGGACGGGUGAAGAUCAUGGGGGCACAGCUGCCCGUGUUUACUAGGUUCGACAACCCGGCGUCCACGUCUGACACGGCGACCCGGUGGCUGACCUACAACUACCUGUUGGGUCUGAACACGGCCCUACUACUGGCUCCCGAGCCGCUCUGCUGUGACUGGACCAUGGGCACCGUGCCGCUGCUGACAUCUAUCGGUGACCCGCGCAACCUGGCCACCCUGGCGACCUAUGCUGGGCUGGCACUGCUGGUGUGGCGCGCCCUGGCCUCAGAGGAUCGUGGAUCCGAUGUGGUUAUCAUGAGUCUGGCUCUGGUGGCACUGCCGUUCCUGCCCGCCUCCAACCUGUUCUUCCCGGUGGGGUUCGUCGUGGCCGAGCGGGUCCUCUACAUGCCCUCCAUGGGCUUCUGCCUGCUAGUGGCCGCGGGCUGUCAGCGGCUGGUACAGACCGGUCGUCACCGGACGGCUGUCUGGCUCGGAAUGUCCGUUCUGCUGAUAUCACACGGUCUGAAGACCCACUGGCGUAACUGGGACUGGAGGGACGAGUACUCCAUCUUCACAGCCGGCCUGCGCGUCAACAGGAACAACGCCAAGCUGUAUAACAACGUGGGCCACGCGCUGGAGGGCCGGCAGGAGUACGAGCGGGCGCUGGUCUUCUUCCAGCAUGCCGUCAGAGUGCAGGAGGACGAUAUCGGAGCGCAUAUUAACGUGGGCCGGACCUACACCAGUCUGCAUAUGUACGACAAGGCCGAACAGGCGUAUCGCACGGCGAAGUCGCUGCUGCCUCGCGCCCGGCCCGGCCAAGUGUACCAGGCACGUAUCGCGCCCAACCACCUGAACGUGUUUCUGAACCUGGCGAACCUCCUGGCGCGCAACCACAGCCGCCUGGAGGAGGCGGACGCUCUCUACCGACAGGCGAUCGGCAUGAGGGCCGACUACACUCAGGCCUACAUCAACAGGGGUGAUGUGCUCAUCAAGCUGAACCGUACACAGGAGGCGCGCCGGGUCUAUGAGACGGCGCUCACAUACGAUAGCCACAACCCGGACAUCUACUAUAACCUGGGCGUGGUGUGUCUGGAGCAGGGCCUCCAGGCCGAGGCGCAGGCCUACCUGGACAGAGCGCUCGAGCACGACCCCGACCACCAGCAGGCGCUGCUCAACUCGGCGGUGAUUAUCCAGGAGGAGGGGCCCCCGGAGCGGCGGCCGCUCGCCUACCAGCGGCUCCACCGGCUCAUCGCGCUCCGACCGUCGGCCGUCGGACUCGACAGGGUCUACUUCAACCUGGGCAUGCUGGCCAUGGACGACCACGACCUGGUGCCCGCCGAGGCCUGGCUCAAAAAGGCGGUGGAGGUGCGUCCCGAGUUCCGUUCGGCGCUGUUUAACCUGGCGCUGCUGCUGAGUGACGCCGGCCGGCCGCUGGAGGCCGUGCCCUUCCUCACCCGGCUGGUACAACAUCACCCGGACCACGUCAAGGCGCUCAUCCUGCUCGGAGACAUCUACAUCAACAACAUCGAGGACCUGGACGAGGCGCAAAAGUGUUACGAGCAGAUUCUGCGCGUGGAUCCGGAUCACGUGCAGGGAUUGCACAACCUCUGCGUAGUCCACGUGAAGCGGGACGACCUGGAGCGCGCCCAGCAGUGUCUGGAGCGGGCAGCUCGGCUGGCGCCCGACGAAGACUACAUACAGCGACAUCUACAGAUUGUCCGAGCGCGCCGCCAGGCGGCCAAAUCGGCAACUAGGCGGCCCGAGCCGGGCGCAUAACAGCCGACCGUGGGUGUUGGCUGAACUCUUGGCGCUGUGAUAACCCGCGACGCUCCCCGCCCGGGCCUGCGGUACUUUUCGCGUGUCUGAGACCGCGCGGGCCAGUGGUCGCCCCGCCGGCUCGGAGCGUCGUCCUGCUUUAAUCUGUGUAAAUCCGCCGGGCCCUGGGGGCAUCGGCGGACGGUCAUACGACAUGGUAUUGUCAGGAACUGUCCUCUGUGAACUCUGUGUCCUAAUGACGAGCUGUAAUGAGAGCGUUAUCACCGGGCUAUUUUGAUGCUGUUGUGCUCAAUAUUUUAUGUAAGCUUGCGAGAUGAUUGUUAUUUCUGUGCGAACUGCGAUACGUGUUGUGGUAGCACGGUUGACGUGUCGACUGCGGGUGCUUGUGACAACUGUUGUUCGGUAUGGAUUGGCACGGUGGUUUUUGUUGUGCACUGUAACAGGGUACAUCAGAUCAGGAGCUGGUCCCUGAGGGUGACUCCUCGGCUGGGCGCCGGACCCUGGAGGUCCCGCAGAUCGGGCACCGAGGCGCGGCGGGCCCCGUCGGAGCCGAUAUUGACUGUGAUAAAAUACAUACAGUAUACAUUCC